Messenger RNA from Contarinia nasturtii (swede midge), 3725 nucleotides. RefSeq names its product protein O-GlcNAcase (gene Oga). The transcript has 12 exons. The record is from RefSeq and is a predicted model, not a curated record. Gene Ontology annotation, biological process: glycoprotein metabolic process. Gene Ontology annotation, molecular function: beta-N-acetylglucosaminidase activity. NCBI's taxonomy places the organism in Eukaryota, Metazoa, Arthropoda, Insecta, Diptera, Cecidomyiidae. Bases 481 to 3576 code for a protein of 1031 amino acids.
AUACAAGUUUUGUUUUGGUACAUUGUGGUAGUCGGCACUGUAUACAUACACUGCUUUUCAACCAAAAAAAAAAAAGCAUUCGGGGUUUCUCCUCUUUAUUAUUGAGCGUGAGACUCGAUUCUUGUAGCAAUAUACAUUUCAGUUCAUUUUUCUUCUGUUUCAAAAACACCGCAAUUCGAUUGUACUUUCCAAUUUGUUUUUAAUGAAAUUUCGGAAAAUCACAACAUUUGCAAAAUUGCAAAGCCACUGCUUUUGAUUCAAAUCGUAUUGGUUUUAUGUUAGAUUUUUCCAUCGGUCGAUUGAUUGUGUGUGACAUUUCUGUCCAUAGUACCGCAGUGAAUUUUUUUUGUGUGGAAAUUUACGGUUUGUUGUUCAGCAAGAAUUUGCGAAGUAUUUCUUGUGUUCGGUUUUUUUUUGUGUGUGUGAUAAAUUGGUGAAAUUGAUUCCACGAAGAAGAUUUAUUUGGAUAAUUUUAUCAAUAUGACAUCAGACGGAGCACACAAUUUUGAUCAAAAUGAUUCGUCAAAGCCAAAAAAGAAGUUCUAUUGUGGUGUUAUCGAGGGAUUUUAUGGUCGACCAUGGACGACAGAACAACGGAAAGAUUUAUUUCGAAAGAUGAAACGAUGGGAUAUGGAUUCAUAUGUUUAUGCACCAAAAGAUGAUUAUAAGCACCGUGCUUAUUGGAGAGAAAUGUAUACGGUCGAAGAGGCCGAUCAUUUAACUAGUUUGAUAGCCGCUGCAAAAGAACACAAUAUAGUUUUCUAUUAUGCACUGUCGCCGGGUUUAGACAUGACAUACAGUAAUCCAAAAGAGGUGUCAGUACUCAAAAGAAAAUUGGACCAAGUGUCACAGUUUGGAUGCGAAGCAUUUGCUCUGCUAUUUGAUGAUAUCGAACCGGAAAUGAGCAAAGCGGAUAAAGAGGUUUUUCAGUCGUUUGGUCAAGCUCAAGUGUCGGUUACGAAUGAAGUGUACAAUCAUUUGAAUUGUUCACGAUUUUUAUUCUGUCCAACACAAUAUUGUAGCACAAGAGCCCAACCAUCGGUUAUGAAUUCCGAGUAUUUGAAUACAAUAGGCAGUAAAUUGGUGCAGGAAAUUGAUAUAUUGUGGACAGGACCAAAAGUGAUUUCGAAGGAUUUGACUAUGGAAUCAAUUCAAGAAGUGACUGAAGUGAUGCGACGCCCACCAGUUAUUUGGGAUAAUUUGCAUGCAAAUGACUAUGAUCAGAAACGUGUUUUUCUCGGUCCAUAUGCGGGACGUUCGCCCGAAUUAAUUCCAAUGCUGCGCGGUGUUCUCUCAAAUCCAAAUUGUGAAUUUCACGCCAAUCAAAUUGCAAUUCACACCCUUGCUCAUUGGUCCAAGUGCAGUUCAGACACGAGAGUCAACAACUCGAUAUCAGCGGAUAUCAAAUUGGAAACCGAAAACGAGGAGGGUAUUUGCAGUGAAGAUGCACCAACUUGUCUCUCAGACAAUGUGUACCAUCCGCGAGUCGCACUCAAAAAUGCAAUAAACGAAUGGCUUCCUGAAUUCUAUAUCAAUAAAGAAGCAUGGGGACCAAUCACCAAACCACAUCCAAUACAAACAAUGGUCAUGCCUGUGAUUCCGAUUUUACCGUCAAUUAAUACAUGCAUGAGCUUAACGACGACAACUAGCACCGUAACUAGUACAAGCGCCAUCAAAGUGCCUGAAGUGAAUACAACACAAUUACAAGCUUUGGCCGAUGUGUGCAGUACUGUAACAGGAGCUGAAUGUGUAUCGGUUCCAAAUGUAGUUAUGAAUUCAUUAGUAUCACCUACGAAAGUAAUAACCAACGAUGUGAUACCGAAUCCGAUUGCUGCAACGCACAAUCCGAUUGCAUUGCCGUCUGGCAUCUCGUUGCCAGUCACCAGCAUUGGAAUACCGAUCAUGAAUAUGAAGAGAGAGAAUGAUGUGCAUAAUGAAUCAAAUGACGCUGACGUCUUCGAAACCGAAGACGAAAAAUUGUCGGAUACAAAAAAAUCGGACGAAUCAAUGCCAGUUGAAGAUGAUACAAUCAUCGAAAUGGCGCAUAAAAUCGAAGAAAACAUCGGUGAAACUGAUGUUGAAGUAUCUGAAGUACCCAUCGAAAUUAUAUCCGAAAAUAUAAAAUCCGAUGAUUCACUCAUUAUUGAACAAACGCUUAAUAAAAGCGAUGACCUCAAUACAUCCAAUUGUGAUCAAUUGAGUGCGACUGAACCAAUGGAAUGUGCAAGUGUGAAUUCAAUGGCAUCACCAAAGCAUAUCAUGGCAAAUGAUGUUAUUAUGGCCGAAAGUAUUUCGACCUCGUCCACUGGAAGUAUGCAAGUUGAAAGCUCUGACACGUCACUCACCUCAAACACUGACAUGCAUGACAUUGUCGAAAAAUCUGAUGACAAAGACAUAGCGGUUGAGGACUUAUACUUGCUAUGCGAUCUAUUUUAUUUGCCAUUCGAACAUGGUUCACGCUCGCUACAAAUUAUCAAUGAAUUUUAUUGGCUUAAAACGAAUGCAAGUGUUUUAGUUAGUUCGUACAAGAAGGGUCAGGAUAUUUCGAGUGCAAAACCAGAGGUCCAAGAGUGGUUUCAACGCGCCGAUAAAUUCUAUAAUUUGUGUCAAUCGGUGAUGGGCUUGGCAAAGAAGAUUGCUGCAUGCAACAAUAAAGAGCUAUGCUAUGACUUGUACUCUUAUGUCUGGGAUAUAGCCGGUGUCAUCAGUUUGCUGUGUGCAUUCAUCAAAUGGCUUUCUUUGGGAUUUUUUCCGGUCAACAUCAACUCAUAUACACAAGGAAAUUAUACAUGGUUCAGUAAAGGUUGGCGCGAAACAUUUUCAUCGGGCGAACAAGAGCCGUGGGUAUUUCGUGGUGGUUUAACAGCCGAUUUGCAACGACUUAUACCCAUUGAUUCGGGUAACGAUUUAUUUAUUUACAAACUACCUGAUACGCCAACCACAAAUUUCUACUCCAUUCGACCAUAUUUGCACAUGGACGAAGCUCAAAUAUACGAUAUUUGUCAUAAAACAUGCCGCGAUGGAUCGGAUUGCAGUGAACUAUUUCCCGAUACAUUACAAACAAUACCGGCCGAUCGUUUGGUCGGACCAUUUGUGACAAUAAAUCCGGAAUUGUGUUUGGUACUUCAGAAUGGUGAUAAUCAUUUGUCGGGCUAUGCAUGUGCCGCACUGAAUGCGAAACAAUUUUAUCAAAAUCAAGAAAUGUGCUGGUUUCCGGAGAUGUGCAUAAAAUAUCCAUUGUCACUGUUAGAUAUACCGGAUUUAACGCCAGCCGCCAAGGAUUCAAUAAAUCAUUUUCAUAAUUUUAAAUAUGAUUAUCCACAAGAAGUGCUCAAUUCACAUCCAUCCAUUAUGGCAUGCUCUGUAUUAAAAGAUCAAUGUAAUGCUGACUCAUCACUGCCAAAACGUUUGGUAACCGUUCUAUUAGCUGCGCUACGGUCAAACGGUUCAUUUGGUGUACACGUGUGCAUCAAUACAACGGAUCAUUUUAUGCAUCAAUUCUAUUCGAAACUUGGAUUCACCGAAAUUUUUGAAGAUGCCACAAACGGCCGUGUUUAUUUGGGUCGAAAUUUUUGAUAAAAUUAUUCAAUAAUUAAAAUAUUUGGCUUUAAAGGUGAAUCUUUAAUUCACGAAAUGAAGUGAAAAAAAAUCGAUGUAUCUAAAUUUCAUUCAUUUUGAAUCUAAAUAAUGCGGAAUAAAAAAAUCUUAUUUAUUUCCGUUCGUAA